This is a messenger RNA of Zea mays, 522 nucleotides long. Its product is annotated as proteasome subunit beta type-1. The coding region runs from base 1 to 522 and encodes 173 amino acids. Lineage: Eukaryota; Viridiplantae; Streptophyta; Magnoliopsida; Poales; Poaceae. The transcript has 6 exons. Gene Ontology annotation, cellular component: cytoplasm; nucleus; proteasome core complex. The record is from RefSeq and is a predicted model, not a curated record.
AUGUAUGAACAUGUCUCCAUCACAUCUUCUGGCUUUCAGGGUGAUAUUAAGGCUCUGCACAAGAACCUAGCUGUCAGAGAAUUGCUAUACCAACACCAGCAUAACAAAAGGAUGAGUUGCCCUGCCAUGGCACAGCUCCUCUCUAAUACCCUGUACUACAAGUGCUUCUUCCCAUAUUACGCCUUCAAUGUGCUCGGUGGGCUUGACAGCGAGGGGAAAGGGUGUGUUUUCGCCUAUGAUGCAGUAGGUUCCUAUGAGAGAACUAUUUAUAGUGCUCAGGGAACGAGAUCUACUUUGAUUAUGCCAGUCCUGAACAAUCAACUAAAAUCACCAAGUCAUAUAUUGCUCCCUGCAAGGAAAUAUUUUCAAUGUGCACAAGAUGCUGUCACACCAUUGUCGGAGUCAGAGGCCAUCGAUCUAAUUAAGGUUGUGUUUGCAUCUGCAACUGAGAGAGACAUCUACACUUCAAAGUACAUGCUAUUUGUUCUUCCUGGGGCAGUGAGAGGAUACGAGAACAAUUGA